AUGCGAUUCCUCUGCGUACUGAUCCUCUCCUGCCUCCUGGCGGUGGCCUAUACCGCCACGACGAGUCCAGCAGAUCCAACAACGACUCCGACAGCUACUCCAACAACGAGUCCAACAACAACUCCAACAACGACUCCAACAACAACUCCAACAACGACUCCAACAACGAGUCCGACUACGACCACUCCAUCCACAGACAGCUCGACCACCAAUUCAACCACCACGGCCACCACUGUGGCCCCCACGACCUCCUCCACCACGGAGGCUUCGACUUCCGACAAGAAAGUCAAACACGAAACCCAUUGGAAGGGCCAUGAGGAAAAGAAGGACAAGAAGUCUAAGAAAGACAAGAAGAAUAAGAAGGACAAGAAGAAUAAGAAGAACAACAAGAGGAAGAACAGGCGUACUCGUCGCAGUGGUUAA
Messenger RNA from Drosophila takahashii, 423 nucleotides. NCBI's taxonomy places the organism in Eukaryota, Metazoa, Arthropoda, Insecta, Diptera, Drosophilidae. The record is from RefSeq and is a predicted model, not a curated record.